Penaeus indicus is the source of this 1421-nucleotide messenger RNA. RefSeq lists its product as uncharacterized. The coding region runs from base 5 to 904 and encodes 299 amino acids. The record is from RefSeq and is a predicted model, not a curated record. The transcript is spliced from 2 exons. Lineage: Eukaryota; Metazoa; Arthropoda; Malacostraca; Decapoda; Penaeidae.
AACCAUGAGGACCACUACAAUCGUGCUGCUGCUGGCUGCCGUCGCGGCGGCGCAGCAGAAACGCGAGGCGGAACCUUCUGGAGGAUACGGACAUGGGCUCGGGCAUGGCCUUGGUUUAGGCUUUGGCUUUGGUCAUGGACAUGGUUUUGGCCAUGGGCACGGGUUUGGUCAUGGCCAUGGGCACGGACUUGGUCAUGGCCAUGGCCAUGGACACACAGUAGUGACUGUUGUACAUGGUGGUCACGGUCACGGACAUGGCUUUGGGCAUGGUUUCGGACAUGGACACGGGUUUGGCUUCGGACAUGGUCAUGGUAUUGGACACGGACAUGGGCACAGUGUUGUGCACCACCACGGGAUUGGCCAUGGGCAUGGAAUCGGAUUUGGCCACGGUUUCGGACACGGCUAUGGCCACGGCAUCUACAAGCGUGAAGCCAAAGCCGAACCCGAAGCCAAGGCCGACCCGAAGGCAGAGCCAGGCUUUGCCCAUGGCUUUGGAGGCCACGGCUUCGGCGGUCAUGGUUUUGGUGGCCAUGGGUUCGGUGGCCAUGGAUUCGGGCAUGGUGGCCAUGGAUUUGGACAUGGUGGCUUUGGAUUAGGUCAUGGCUUCGGCCACGGCAUUGGUCAUGGCCACGGUCACACCGUCAGUCAUGAAGUCGUCCAUGUUGGACAUGGCCACGGUCAUGGUCAUGGAUUUGGACACGGCCACGGAUUUGGUCAUGGAAUCGGGCUUGGUCACGGAUUCGGACAUGGCCACGGAUAUGGACACGGUCACGGCGUACAUAUAAUCGAACACGGACACGGUUUUGGACAUGGGUUAGGUCACGGGUUCGGCCAUGGAUUCGGACAUGGGAUCGGCCAUGGAAUUGGUCAUGGAUUUGGCCAUGGAGGAUAUGGUUACCAUUAGCUAUACUUCCAGAGUGUGUCCUAUUUAUCCUAAAUGUACAUAUUAAGGAUACUGUAAUGGAAUAUUUAAGCAUUUUUACAUUUUGUAAUAAUAAAUUUCAAGGGAUUUGUAAUUUGUAAUUAUCAAGAAAUAAUCAUCAGGUAUAUCUGUCAAUAAGAUACUGAACUACUCUCCUUACCCGUUUCCUAUCAAGGAUUAAGAGAGCAUUCAAGCUCUUUAUCAUCUUGUCUGUCCCUCUUCCUUUAAUCAAUUAUUUCAAAAGCUGAUCUUGUCAGCGUGUGCAUUUUCAGAAACUCAGACCUUUUUUGUACACUUUCGAAAAUUCUAUUCUGUCCAGCUGUAUAUAUGUACUGCUUCAUAUAUAUAUUUUUUCAAAAUCUUUUCUCUCAUGUCUAAGUUUCUCGUGGUGUUUUACUAUAGCAGUUAAACUUAGACCAUUCUUUAUACGUCGUCUAAAUAUCAUUAUAACCUUAAUACUUCUUUGCAUUCAUAAUAAUUCUUAAUGUAAUACUGUGAC